Messenger RNA from Plasmodium inui San Antonio 1, 237 nucleotides. RefSeq lists its product as hypothetical. The record is from RefSeq and is a predicted model, not a curated record. Lineage: Eukaryota; Apicomplexa; Aconoidasida; Haemosporida; Plasmodiidae. The coding region runs from base 1 to 237 and encodes 78 amino acids. The transcript has a single exon.
AUGAGGGGAGAGGUAGAAACGCAUUAUGUUGUACCCCACCAAACUCCUGAGAAGAUAUUAAUCUGUCCUAUACAAUAUAUGAAGAAAUGGAACACCUGUUUAAUUUAUAUCCGAGAACCCAAAGUAAUGAGGAAAUUAAUAUCUAACCUAAAUGAAAGCGUAAACACACAAGUCAACAGAAGGGAAAAAUUGACUGGUUUCGCCAAACCCAACUCAUCAAACACCCCGUGCCUAUAG